AUGUCAACCAUGACAAACAUCCCUAUGACCAUUCCAAAAGAUGGCUCACUGGCCAAGUCUAUGGUCAAAGAUAUUAUCAGCACGUUUCUCACCAACGAGUGGCCAAACGUGGAUCCAGAAACGCUAAUAGUGACACGCAAUACGGGAUACGCAAACACAAACUGUGUAGUGGAACGGCCUCAGCCAAAGGGUGCCACACCUUCAGAGCCUCUUAAGGUGUUCCUCAAGAUUCACGGCGAACUUGACGGAGAAAUUGAGGUGUUCAAGCACCUAGUUCCCACCAAACACGAAGAGGCACAAUUAUGUCACGAUUACGCCCAAUUCGGUCUUGGUGCCAAGGUAUAUGGUUUCUUCCAGACACAGGAUGGCACGUUCGGAAGGAUCGAUGAGUUCUUAGAUGCACGCAAUCUGGAGCCAGCAGAUGUGGAAGACGCGAAUAUCCGAGCUGAGGUUGCGAGAGAAAAUGCCGUUUUUCAUACCUUAGCAACACAUCGGGAGAAGAAACCGGUUCAGCUAUACUACGAUGCAGUCGCCGGAGAACUUGCAAGAUAUCACAAGAUGGACAAGCUAAAGAGGCUAGCCAACGAAGGAGGUGUCAAUAUGGACAAUCUUGUUGAUUACGACUUCGUGUCUCGAAUAAGACAAGUCAUCAACAGACUGGAAGCUAUCAAAGGGAAAAAGGGAUGGUGCAUCCACGAUGUUCAAUUCAUGAACACGAUGGUGAAGAACAGUCCCAAGGAAGGAGAAAGCAAGAUCAUCCUUAUAGAUUUCGAAUUCGUCUUUCAGAAUUACCGAGGGUUCGAUAUUGGUGGACACUUUUUGCAAAAGAUGUUCCAGUGGUUUGACGAGGAGAACAAGAUUGCAAACUGUCGACCUUACACAGAAGAUGAGAAGAGGCACUUCUGCGAGGAAUAUGCGAAGCAAUGGAAUGAACAAACUGGUGACUCAGACACAGGGGAACAGGUUUUUAAGGAAUCCGAGUUAGGGUUCAUGCUGGCUAUCACGUUUGAAAUCCACAAUAUGCUCUGUUUUAUGGAUCAGGAUGAUGACAAGGAUACAUUGAGCAUGUUAGGGCUCAACAAGCUAUUUGAGGAGUUUGUCAAUCAGUCUAACAAGCUUGGAUUAGAGAAGUAA
Penicillium expansum is the source of this 1134-nucleotide messenger RNA. Its product is annotated as putative choline kinase. The coding region runs from base 1 to 1134 and encodes 377 amino acids. Lineage: Eukaryota; Fungi; Ascomycota; Eurotiomycetes; Eurotiales; Aspergillaceae. The record is from RefSeq and is a predicted model, not a curated record. Gene Ontology annotation, molecular function: ethanolamine kinase activity; choline kinase activity. Gene Ontology annotation, biological process: phosphatidylethanolamine biosynthetic process; phosphatidylcholine biosynthetic process. Gene Ontology annotation, cellular component: cytoplasm. The transcript has a single exon.